AUGGAAAGCACCAACCAAGCCAUUUAUGACGAUCACAUUGAACCGCCUCAGAGCCUUGGCAUGAUUGGUCAAAAUGCUUGGUUUGUGCCUAAGUUCACGGCAUCCAGAGAUUCCACCGUGCUAGAUUACAGGGGUCUACAAGGACCCGAAAAAAGACAAAAACUUGCCGAGCACUUUCACAGACCAACCACCUGGAAAGACUACUGCGAUCAGGUGUCCUCCGAUGGGUGCAGCAGUCCCGACAAUGUAGCAGCUAGGCCGCCACAAAAUCAAGAUGAAGAGCAACACUUCUUUCACAGUGGUGGCAUCUACACAGGACACUUUCGACCAACCGACAAAAACAAUUGCACCUUACAUCCGGACUCCUGCACGGGAUUCUUUGCGGACUAUCCUUGUGAGUGGGGCAGUCCAGUUGCCACGCAGCUGUACAAUCUGGAUAUUGCUCUGGAUGUCGAUCUGGAUGUUCAUCCAGGAGGUCUCACACAU
This is a messenger RNA of Seminavis robusta, 486 nucleotides long. The record is from the annotation of a GenBank genome assembly. Lineage: Eukaryota; Bacillariophyta; Bacillariophyceae; Naviculales; Naviculaceae.